GUUUCACUUGUGCUUCCAAUAUCAACUCAAGAAAAAGAAAUGGCAAGCGAUAAAAUUAGUCCAUUGUUUGAAACAAAAAGAGCUAAGGGGAGAGUGGUCUAUAGAGUGUUUGCAGCUACUUUAUUUGUGGCUAUAUGUUUGAUUUUGGUUUAUAGAUGGAUUUACAUACCCAAACAAGGAGAAGAUGGGAGAUGGGUUUGGUUUGGUUUGCUCGGAGCGGACCUCUGGUUCGGUUUUUAUUGGCUCAUUAGUCUCGCUUUAAGGUGGCAACCGGUCUACAGGUUCCCCAACAAGGAUAGACUCAAUAGCAGGUACCAAAAGAAGUUACCAGGAGUGGAUAUAUUUGUGUGCACAGCAGACCCAAUAAUAGAGCCACCAAUAAUGGUGAUGAAUACAGUUUUAUCAGUCAUGACUUACGAUUAUCCCUCCAAAAAGAUUGGUGUAUAUUUAUCAGACGACGGUGGCUCCAUUCUUACAUUUUAUGCAUUGUUACAAGCGUCUGAAUUUGCAAGAUUUUGGAUACCUUAUUCUAAAAAAUUUAAUGUGGGACCAAGGUCGCCUGCUGCUUAUUUUGUCUCCACUUCUCCACACCAUCAGCUUCAUGGGUCUGACGAAUUUUUCGCUAUCAAGAAAUUAUAUGAAGAAAUGGAAGACAAAAUUGAAACUGCAAUGAAGCUAGGUAGAAUUCCUGAAGAAGCAGCCUUGAAGCAUAAAGGAUUCUCCCUGUGGGAUUCACAGAACUUUUCGAAACGUGAUCACGAUACUUUUCUUCAAAUUUUGGUAGAUGGAGAAGAUCCUAACGCAAUAGAGGACAUUGAUGGGUGUCCAUUGCCUACCUUAGUAUAUCUUGCUAGAGAAAAGAGGCCUCAAUAUCCCCACAAUUUCAAAGCUGGGGCCAUGAAUGCAUUGAUAAGAGUGUCAUCGAAGAUUAGCAAUGGAGAAAUAAUUCUGAAUCUAGACUGUGAUAUGUACUCCAACAAUUCCUUAUCUGUGCAAGAAGCACUAUGUUUUUUCAUGGAUGAAGAGAAUGGCCAUGACAUUGCUUUCGUACAGUUCCCUCAAAGCUUUGACAACAUCACCAAGAAUGACUUGUAUGGUGGCUUGAUCAGAAUUGGUGCUGUAGAGUUUUGUGGCCUUGAUGGUUUUGGAGGUCCUAUGUAUAUUGGAAGUGGCUGUUUUUACAGAAGAGAUGCUCUCUGCGGAAGAAAAUUCAGUAGAGAUUGUAAAUUUGAAUGGAGUAGAGAUGAUCAUCACAAGAGACAACAAAGUUUAAUGGAAUUAGAAGAAGAAACAAAGGCUCUUGCAAAUUGCACUUUUGAGCAAAAUACUCAAUGGGGAAAUGAGAUUGGCCUAAGAUACGGUUUUCCUGUGGAAGAUGUGAUUACGGGGCUAUCAAUCCAAUGCAGAGGAUGGAAAUCGGUGUAUUAUGCUCCAGAAAGAGAGGCAUUCUUAGGUGUGGCACCAAUCACAUUGGCUCAGACAUUGGUGCAGCAUAAAAGGUGGUCCGAAGGUCAUCUUCAAAUUGUGCUGUCUAAGUAUAGCCCUGUUUGGUAUGGAAAUGGAAAAAUAAGCCUUGGCCUGCAAUUGGGUUAUUGCUAUUAUAAUCUCUGGGCUGCAAAUUGCUUGCCGACCCUUUAUUACUCCAUCUUUCCUUCGCUUUGUCUCCUCAAAGGCAUAUCCUUGUUCCCACAGAUGUCAAGCCUAUGGUUCAUACCAUUUGCUUAUGUAAUAAUAGUCAGCUACACAUACAGCCUAACUGAAUUCAUAUGGUACGGAGGCACAAUCCAAGGGUGGUGGAAUGAACAAAGAAUAUGGCUAUACAAAAGAUCAACCUCUUAUCUCUUCGGCUUCAUCGACACCAUUUUAAAGACGGAUUUAGAUUUCGUGGUCACUGCCAAAGUCGCCGACGAAGAAGUAUUUCGAAGAUAUAAAAAAGAGAUGAUGGAAUUUGGAGAGUCAUCUCCAAUGUUUACCAUUUUAGCUACACUUGCAAUGCUCAAUUUGGUUUGCUUUUGUGGGGUGGUGAAAAAGGUGGUAAUGAAUGGAAAUAGUAUUAGGUAUUAUUAUGAGAUUAUGGCUUGUCAAAUUGUUAUUUGUGUUAGUUUGGUUUUGAUCAAUUGGCCUUUGUAUGAAGGUCUUUUCUUUAGGAAGGAUAAGGGUAAGUUGCCUGGUUCUUUACUGAUGGGAAUUGGGCUAAAGGAAUGGUAUGGUUUUGUAUUGUUGAUACUUUUGUUGAGCCCUCAAGAAAUUUAUGGAAUUAGAUUUGUGAUUGAUAGAGAAGAAUGUUUCUCUCAUGAUGUUAAAUAUGAAGGGGAUACAGUUCAUGUUUCCUUUGUUGUUGUUAAGACGGAUUCGUCUUGGCAAUAUAGCGAAGAUGGCGUUGACCUUGUUGUAAAGGGACCAUCUGGUGAUCAAAUUCAUGAUUUUCGUGAAAAGGUAAGUGAUAAGUUCGAGUUCAUGGCUCGUCAAAAAGGAGUUCACCAAUUUUGCUUCACCAACAAGUCUCCUUACCAUGAAACUAUAGACUUCGAUGUACACGUUGGCCAUUUUUCAUACUAUGACGAGCAUGCAAAAGAUGAACAUUUUAAACCAUUGUUAGAUCAGAUAUGGAAGUUAGAGGAGGCUCUUUACAACAUACAAUUCGAGCAGCAUUGGCUGGAGGCUCAGACUGAUCGUCAAGCAAUAGUUAACGAGUCAAUGAGCCGGAGAGCACUUCACAAGGUCCUCUACGAAUCUGCAGCAUUGAUCGGUGCUAGUGUUCUGCAAGUGUACCUUCUCCGCCGCCUGUUUGAGCGGAAGCUUGGGACAUCGAGGGUAUAAGUCCAGAGAAUGCACUAAUUGGCUACCUCAACGUAGUUGUAUCAUGUAUGAUGCAAAAAGUUCUCAAAUUAGACUUUUUUUUUCUUUCCUAAUUGAUUAGGAAGAAGAGGACAUGUAUAGAAUUAGAAAUAUCCAUUUUGGAAUUAUAAAAAGAACUUUUGUUUCUUUA
Molecule: messenger RNA, 2989 nt
Organism: Mercurialis annua (annual mercury)
Lineage: Eukaryota; Viridiplantae; Streptophyta; Magnoliopsida; Malpighiales; Euphorbiaceae
Product: transmembrane emp24 domain-containing protein p24beta2-like
Exons: 12
Coding region: 40-2820 (926 amino acids)
Biological process (GO): Golgi organization; plant-type primary cell wall biogenesis; endoplasmic reticulum to Golgi vesicle-mediated transport
Cellular component (GO): endoplasmic reticulum-Golgi intermediate compartment; trans-Golgi network; COPII-coated ER to Golgi transport vesicle
Molecular function (GO): cellulose synthase (UDP-forming) activity; mannan synthase activity
Source: RefSeq, a predicted model, not a curated record